This is a messenger RNA of Anopheles funestus (African malaria mosquito), 2197 nucleotides long. RefSeq lists its product as uncharacterized. NCBI's taxonomy places the organism in Eukaryota, Metazoa, Arthropoda, Insecta, Diptera, Culicidae. The transcript is spliced from 2 exons. The record is from RefSeq and is a predicted model, not a curated record. Gene Ontology annotation, molecular function: nucleic acid binding. The coding region runs from base 1 to 1899 and encodes 632 amino acids.
AUGUAUCGGCAAGUCAUUUUGCAUCCCGAUGAUCGAAAAUUGGUUCGCCUCUUCUUCCGCUUCUCACCGCAUUCGCCGAUUGAAUUGUACGAGUUGAAUACUGUGACAUAUGGUUUGUCUCCAUCAUCGUUCUUGGCCACUCGUACAUUGUUGCAGCUGGCGGAAGAUGAAGGUGCUGAUUAUCCACUUGCUACACCUGCGCUGAAACACAAUUUCUACGUUGACGACUUCAUUGGUGGAGCCAACAGCGUGGAUGAAGCUCGCAAGCUUCGUCAGCAGCUAUCUGAGUUGCUAUCCAAGGGAGGGUUUGAGCUCAGAAAGUGGACAUCCAACUGUUUGGACGUGCUUACCGGUUUACCAGUGGAACACAUCGGCACACAGUCAUCGCUGCAGUUUGCGCCGAACGAGACGGUAAAGGCACUUGGCAUCGCUUGGAAGCCCGAACUCGACGUUUUGUGUUUCGAGUCGACGGUAACAAUGGAAACCACCAGCAUCACCAUGCGGUCCAUAUUGUCAAACAUUGCUCGAAUGUUUGAUCCUCUUGGGUUGAUCGCUCCAGUCAUCAUACGCGCGAAACUGCUGAUGCAGGAGUUGUGGCUGCAGAAAAUCGGGUGGGAUGAUCCGGUUCCUGCACAUAUCUGCAACAAAUGGAAAUCGGUUACUGACGACUGGAAGGAUUUGGCUGACUUCAAAAGUGAACGUUAUGUGCUUUUACCUAACUCUGAAAUACAGUUCCAUAUAUUUGCAGACGCGUCAGAGGUUGCAUAUGGUGCCUGUAUUUACGCUCGUUGUGAGGACCAGCAGGCACAGGUACGAGUGACUCUGCUCGCGUCGAAAUCUCGGGUGGCUCCACUGAAACGUGUUACGUUACCGAGAUUGGAGCUUUGCGCAGCCGUGCUAGCAGUACAUCUGCAUCAUCGUGUUCGACGGGCGAUGAAAAUCGAUGCGACCGAAUCGGUUUUCUGGUCGGAUUCAACUGUGACGCUAAACUGGAUUGCGUCUCCACCCAACACCUGGAAAACAUUCGUGGCGAAUCGUGUUGCUGAGAUCCAGAAUUAUUCGCAUCCCCGACAAUGGAAGCACAUUCCCGGUACAUCGAAUCCUGCAGACCUGGUGUCCCGAGGGAUGUCCGCAGCUGAGAUGCUGAAAAGUUCGAUGUGGCGUUGUGGUCCCGAUUGGUUGGCUUUACCUGCCUCUAACUGGCCUAUUUCGAAUCCAUCACUGGCUACUGAAACGGAUAUGGAAACUCGUCAGAACGAUCAGCUACAAAACGUCAUCGCAUCCAAAUGUUCCGACUUGGGUAUCACUUGGCACUUUACCCCACCUAAGGCCCCACAUUUCGGUGGAUUGUGGGAAGCCGCGGUAAAGACGGCCAAACGACAUCUCUAUCGGCACCUAGGCAGUUCGAGGCUGUCGUAUGAAGGGUACUGCACCAUUCUGCAGCAGAUAGAAGCGGCAAUGAACUCGCGUCCUUUGUUGCCGCUGACGGAUGACCCGAAUGAUCUGGCGGCGCUUACUCCUGCGCACUUCCUUAUUGGCACGUCGAUGCAUGCGGUGCCUGUUCCCGACUACACCCGCUUGAAGGCCUACACGUUAGACGAAUUGCAGAGCUGGCAAUUGCUUGUUCAACGCUUCUGGAAGCAUUGGGCAACAGAAUAUCUGCAGGAGAUGCAGAAGGAUAACAAGGUGGUGAACCGUAGUGAGAUAGUACCUGGCAGACUGGUCAUCCUAGUGGACGAUUCGCUUCCCAUCACCCGAUGGCCCCUCGCACGCAUUGUCGAAAUACAUCCCGGAGAGGAUCAGCUUACGCGUGUGGUGAAGCUGAAAACGGCGAAAGGUAUAAUUACGCGUCCAGUAACUAAAAUUUGUCUGUUACCUGUUGCGAAGCCGUCUGCUUAGUAGCACGUGUAACUUGUUUUGUUUUCUUUAUGACGUUCUGUCAUGGGGGGGAGUAUGUUGACGCGUAGACGUCAAGAGGGCCAUUUGACGAAAGCUAGUUUCGUCAAGUGAGUAGUGAGAAAAUAGUGAGUAGUGAGAUGGUCUCUCACGAUAGGAACACUCAUGAAAAAACUUAUAAAUAGGGCUAGAAAAAUGGAAUAAAUCCUCUUACAUUUUGGAACCUCGAAAAACUACAACCUGUUUGGUAAAUAUCGCAACAAAAAAUCGAUCCGAAAUUUCGCGAAGCUGUUCAAUGGGU